GGAAGACUGAGAGCACUUCAUGUUCCCUGCUCCUCUGGUCACCUUGUCCCUAUGUCCCUCCUCUACUCAGACAGAGGAAGGGUGGAGCCACACCGACUGAAAGCCAAGACACAGAGAGCGGCUAUUGGCACCAGUAUAGGGAAGGUGGAGUCACUGGGAGAAUGUAAUUUUGAAUAACAGACUGGGACUUGGUCUAAGUUGCAUCAAGAGAGACUUUCAAAGAAAAAUAAAACCCAGGUUUGAAUGUUGUUCUGUGUCGGAUCUGCUGCCUUGAGGGGAGAUAAUAUAGUCAGUUUCUCUGUUCCUGCUCUGGCUUCCUCCCUGUCAUCUCAUCAUGGUGGACCUGUUUGUUGAUCGGGUGCUUGUGAAGAACAACAAGGAUCAGGAUGAGUUGGACACAGAGCGUGAGAUCGUCAUGCGCCUGCAAAACCGAAUCCUGAUGCUCUUCUUUGCCUCUGCUGAGUCUGAGACCUGCCAACAGUUUGCCCCCACGCUCCAUGACUUCUUCAAACAGCUGACUGAUGAGUUCUACGUGGAGCGCGCCGCUCAGCUGGUUCUUCUCUACAUCAGUCUGGAUCAAACAGAGGAACAGCUUGAAAACUUCCUGAAGGAGCUCCCAAAGAAGUCGCUGUUCCUCGCUUAUGAGGAUCCAUACAGGAGGGAGCUGGAGGCCAUGUUUAAUGUGAAGGAGGUGCCCACAGUGGUGGUCCUGCGUCCCGACUGCUCCAUCCUGACCCCCAACGCAGUGGAGGAGAUCACCCAGAUGGGUCCAGACUGCUACCGCAACUGGCACGAGGCAGCCGAGCUCAUCGAAAGAAACUUCCUCUCAAAGGAGGACUUUGAGGACAAGUCCAUGCGCAGCUUUAGCGACCCUGUCAGAAGACUCAAGUACAAGGUGGAGGAUGAGAAGAAAAAGGAGAAAAAGAAGAAGAAGAACAAAAACAGAGGUUGGGGUGGAGGAGGUGAUGACGGUGAUGAAGCUGAGGCCAGAGGAGGAGGAGGAAGAGAUGAUAAGGAUGGAGGAGGGUCCAUGUGGUGAUGGAGAUCAUGAAAAAAACAAUGCUGUGAAUUUGACCCAAUGGAGAUAAAUCGAUUAUUAUUCUUUAAGAGAAUUUUGCUUUUAUUGGAUAUUUUCAGAGUAAAUCUCUACAUCGGGAUAGUUUCACAUUAUUUUUUUAAACUAUGGUUUAAACCAAACAGAGGUUGUGAUGAUCUCUUUGGCCCAGUGUGCGAGCUCUGCAAAAUUACGGUAUAUGCAUCCCUUUAGGCUUUUUACACUUUGUAACAUUCUAUUUAUAAAAGUUAGGAGCAAAAAAGCAAAGGUUCAAAAGAGCACAGAUUAAGGCAGUGGAAUAGAAAAACAUCUCUAUCGUUUAAAUGAAUAUUUGUAAAAAAAAAAAAAAAAA
This is a messenger RNA of Cyprinodon tularosa, 1406 nucleotides long. RefSeq names its product nucleoredoxin-like protein 1. The record is from RefSeq and is a predicted model, not a curated record. The transcript has 4 exons. Lineage: Eukaryota; Metazoa; Chordata; Actinopteri; Cyprinodontiformes; Cyprinodontidae. The coding region runs from base 335 to 1039 and encodes 234 amino acids. Gene Ontology annotation, cellular component: mitochondrion. Gene Ontology annotation, biological process: photoreceptor cell maintenance.